Messenger RNA from Schistocerca gregaria, 1664 nucleotides. It is a transcript of the gene shps, whose product is annotated as probable flavin-containing monoamine oxidase A. Bases 1 to 1578 code for a protein of 525 amino acids. The record is from RefSeq and is a predicted model, not a curated record. The transcript has 11 exons. Gene Ontology annotation, molecular function: oxidoreductase activity. Lineage: Eukaryota; Metazoa; Arthropoda; Insecta; Orthoptera; Acrididae.
AUGAGUAACUCCCUUUUGUCGCAAGAAAGUUGGUCUGGACGUCUCUACACUGCUGUUGAUAUUGCGAUUAUUGGUGCUGGGCUGUCGGGUUUGACAGCAGCAUAUAGGAUUUUAAAGAAGGACCCAAGUCUGCGUGUAAUUGUGCUAGAAGCGAAGGAUGAUGUCGGGGGACGGACGCAGACAGUGCUACUAAAAGUUGCUGGAGGAGGCAAAGAACCAUUUGAUGUUGGUGGCCAAUGGGUUGACUCUGGGCAGGAUGAUAUAAUGCUGUUACUGGAUGAGUUAGAAAUAACUAGCUUCCCACAAUACAGAGAUGGAAAGAAAGUUUUUGAAUUUGGAGCACAUUUGAAAACAGAAGACAAUUGUUUUAUCCCGGCUUGUUCAUGGUACUGUCGUUUUCAACUGAACAGCUUUGUAUGUAAGGUAGAGAAUAUAAUGAAAAGAAUCAACUGGAAUGAGCCAUUAGAAGAUCCUUAUGUUAAAGAAUUAGACAGCAUGACGCUGGAAACUUUUCUCAAUUGCCAUCUUCAAACACAAUUAGCUGUUGGUAUCAUGAAAUCAUUCAUUCAGACGUGCAUAGGGGCUGAGUCUUCUCAGAUUUCGGCAUUAUAUUUUAUAUCAUUUGUUAAUGGAAAACAAGGAUUUAUAAACAAGCUGAAACUGAUAUUCCCAGGGGACGACACCCAAAGAAUUAUGAAUGGUGCACAUUAUAUAUCAAUGAGGCUUGCUGAGGAAAUUGGAGAUUCUUUGGAACUGGGUGAUAACGUUAUAGAAGUAGUUCAGCUUGAUGAAACAGUUGACAUUAUGACAGCAAGUCAAAAAUUAUAUCGGUGUCAAUAUGCAAUAAUGGCAAUACCACCAAGUGAGGUGCAGAAAAUAUAUUUCAUGCCACCUCUGCCAGCUCAACACAAGAAGCUCUUAGAUCACUUUCCUGCUGGCCAUAUGAUAAAAUUUGUGGCAACCUACAAUGAGAACUUAAAAAUACUAAUGAUAGUGAUAACAUGCAGGCUUUUUGGCGUGAGAAAGAAUUGUCGGUUUCCGAUUAGCAUGACGUAUGACCUGACCACUCCUGGGGGUCAUCCAGCAAUUGGGGGCCACAUAACUGGCAGCCAAAUGGACUCCUUCAUACUUAGGAGUGCUGAAAAACGAAAGCAGUUGGUAUUACACCAUCUUUUGAAACUGUUUGGAGAGGAAGCUUUAAAACCUAUCGAUUAUGUAGAAAAAAAUUGGUGUGAAGAAUUAUACAUUGGUGGAUGCCCAAUUCAAUACCUUACUCCUGGUGUUAUGUCAUGCAAACAUUUCAUGAGGCAACCCUUUAUAAGGGUGUACUGGGCUGGAACAGAGGCUGCUGUAUCAUGGUUUGGAUACAUGAAUGGUGCCGUGCAGGCUGGGAAUGUGGCAGCAUUGGAGACUUUAUAUCAACUACGACCACAGUGUCUCACGGCUCGUGACCUGAUACUAGUUCACAGAUGCUUUCCAGUAACAAGACCACCAUCUGGAAUUCCCUGGUGGCUACUAUGGGUAUCACUGGGCCUUUUUGGAGUUGCCUACAUUGCUUAUCGCAUGUACAAACGAUAAUAGCUUUCGAAACUGUUAACCAAGUGUGAUACAGGUUUUUGUUUAGGAUCAGAUGUAAUUCUACUUACAAUAAGUACAUGCAAAAG